This is a messenger RNA of Musca vetustissima, 660 nucleotides long. RefSeq names its product ras-related protein rab7 (gene Rab7). Lineage: Eukaryota; Metazoa; Arthropoda; Insecta; Diptera; Muscidae. The transcript has a single exon. Bases 9 to 635 code for a protein of 208 amino acids. Gene Ontology annotation, biological process: phagosome-lysosome fusion; endosome to lysosome transport. Gene Ontology annotation, cellular component: lysosome; late endosome; phagocytic vesicle. The record is from RefSeq and is a predicted model, not a curated record. Gene Ontology annotation, molecular function: GTP binding; GTPase activity.
CGAAGAAGAUGGCUACACGUAAGAAGUCCCUUUUGAAAGUUAUCAUUUUGGGCGACAGCAGCGUUGGAAAAACCUCACUGAUGAACCAGUAUGUGAGCAAACGAUUCUCAAAUCAAUAUAAAGCCACAAUUGGUGCUGAUUUCUGUACGAAGGAGGUGGUGGUCGACGAUCGUGUCGUUACAAUGCAAAUUUGGGAUACUGCCGGCCAGGAACGUUUCCAAUCACUGGGCGUUGCUUUUUAUCGCGGCGCUGAUUGUUGUGUUCUCGUCUAUGACGUCACAUCACCCAACUCAUUCAAGAACCUCGAUUCGUGGCGUGAUGAAUUCUUAAUACAGGCCAGUCCCCGUGAUCCCGAACAUUUUCCGUUUGUUGUGCUGGGCAACAAAGUGGACAUGGACAAUCGUCAGGUGUCGACACGAAGGGCUCAACAGUGGUGUCAGUCGAAAAACGAUAUUCCCUAUUUCGAGACAUCGGCCAAGGAGGGCAUCAAUGUGGAGCUGGCAUUCCAGACAAUUGCCAAGAACGCCUUGGCCCAGGAGGCUGAAGUAGAACUCUACAAUGAAUUCCCCGAUCAGAUUCGUUUGAAUGCCGAUCGAAACAGUCGUCCCGGAAAUGCUGAUAACUGUCAAUGCUAAUUCUUAAGUUUCUGUUUUUUUUAAA